Molecule: messenger RNA, 793 nt
Organism: Danaus plexippus (monarch butterfly)
Lineage: Eukaryota; Metazoa; Arthropoda; Insecta; Lepidoptera; Nymphalidae
Product: thioredoxin domain-containing protein 12-like
Exons: 3
Coding region: 169-654 (161 amino acids)
Cellular component (GO): endoplasmic reticulum
Source: RefSeq, a predicted model, not a curated record
AAUUGUAGUUUUGACAAUUAUAUUUUUAAUUUUUAUUUUUCACUCAUAGUUUUUCAUUUUCACUGUUUGUUGAAAAUGAAAGAUUCCCACAUCCCAAGAUGUUUAAAUUAAAACUGAAUGAAAUAAUAAGAACCCAAAAAUAUCUAUCAACAAUAUAUUCCAACUGAGAUGGUCGCCGGGAAUAUCGCUAGAGCUUUCUGUGGCUUCCUCUUUAGUCAAGUCCAGUGUGCUGCUAUCGGGAAAGAUAAUGGUUUCGGGAGUGAAUACGUUUGGGCGGGCUCCUUGGAGUCGGGGGUGCAAAUAGCAACGCAUCAUAAGAAGCCAGUUAUGGUCAUAAUACACAAGUCGUGGUGCUCCGCAUGUAAAAAUCUAAAGCCAAAGUUCGCCAAUUCCACAGAAAUUAAAUCACUCAGCAGACACUUCGUGAUGGUUAAUCUGAUAGAUGAGGAAGAACCUAAAAACAACAAAUUCUCUCCAGACGGAAGUUACAUACCGAGGAUCCUCUUCAUAUCCCCGGCUGGACGAGUAGACCACGAGAUAUUCAAUGAGGACGGAAGUAGUCAACACAAAUACUUUUAUAGCAGACCGGAACAGAUCGCCAAGUCGAUGAAGAAGGUCCUCGACAAGUACAGGCAACAACAAUUUGAUGUUUAAUACUGAGAAACUUUCAAACAAUAUCUGUUUUCAGGAUAAACAAAUAGCAAGUCCGAGACAUAAACUCCUUGUCAUAAAAUUCAAAUCUGUGUCACUUCACGCAAAUAAACAUAACUUAUCUAAAAUAAGACCAAACUAA